This is a messenger RNA of Nicotiana attenuata, 4779 nucleotides long. RefSeq lists its product as uncharacterized. Gene Ontology annotation, molecular function: nucleic acid binding; RNA-DNA hybrid ribonuclease activity. The transcript is spliced from 5 exons. The coding region runs from base 1 to 4779 and encodes 1592 amino acids. Lineage: Eukaryota; Viridiplantae; Streptophyta; Magnoliopsida; Solanales; Solanaceae. The record is from RefSeq and is a predicted model, not a curated record.
AUGGAUGCAAUCAUAUGGAAUGUCAGGUCUAACAAGGUGGAAGGAUAUAGAAGAAGGAUAUGGCUUGCUCAAGCAGUAGUGAAUGUGUCAAACAAAAUAUGGGCAUUUAUUGAUGAAGUAGACAUAAUGUAUAACAUGGUGCAGCAGCUGACUUUGAGAUUAUUCCACACUGAAACACAUGUGGAACUGAUUCUAAAUUUGGUCUAUGCAAAAUGUGAUCACAUAGAGAGAAUAGAACUGUGGGAUUCUUUAUAUACAAUGGCAUCUGAUAUGACCUCUCCAUGGCUUGUGGGGGGUGACUUUAAUGUCAUUUGGGAUGAGGAAGAGAAGUAUGGAGGAUUACCAGUGUCUUUGAAUGAAAUAGAUGACUUUAGGCACUGUGUAAACACUUGUAACUUGUCAGAUUUGGGGUUCAAAGGGAGCAUUUUCACAUGGUGGAAUGGAAGAUCUGAGGAUGAUUGCAUAUUUAAAAGACUUGACAGGUGUUUGGGGAAUGUAGAACUGCAGGAAAUUUUCCCAGGUUUGGAGGUUACUCACCUAUCUAAGACUGGCUCAGAUCACCGUCCCAUGAUGCUAAAAUGUGAUAUUGAAACACCUCCAAUCAAGAAACCUUUCAGAUUUCUGAAUUUUUGGACUAAACAUGACUCAUUUAAAGCAGUGGUGAAAGAAAACUGGACAACAGAUUUUUGUGCAAAUCCAUUUGUGUUGUUCAACCACAAACUUAAGAAGCUGAAGAAGGUUUUAUCAACAUGGAGCAGAACAACAUAUGGUGAUAUUUUUCAGAAGAUUGCUAGCUUAGAAGAAGUGGUACUUGUACAUGAAAGACACUUUGAGGCAUACCCCACUCAGUUGAAUAGAGAAAGGUUAAAGAAGGUGCAGGCAGAAAUGAUGAAAUAUUUAGCAUUGGAGGAAGAGUUCUGGAAGCAAAAGGCAGGAAUGUCAUGGUUCAAAGAUGGUGAUAGAAACACCAAAUUCUUUCAUUCCCAAGUCAGAGGAAGAAGGAAAAGGUUACAAUUAAAGAGGAUCAAGGACUGUAAUGGUUGCUGGUUAGAAGAAGAUGAAAAAAUUGCAGAAGAGGCAGUUAAUUUUUAUAGGGAACAAUUCACAGAAUCAGUUGUUCCAACAGUGUUUCACAUCAUGGAGCAUGUACCUACAUUAAUAGAGAAUGAACAAAAUGACAAACUGAUAGCAAUCCCAACAAGAGAUGAAGUUAAAAAUGCAGUGUAUGGCUUGAACGGGGAAUCAACAAGUGGACCUGAUGGAUACACAGGUGCCUUUUAUCAAACAUGUUGGGAUAUUGUGGGAGAGGAUAUUUAUGCAAUGGUGGUAGCAUUUUUUAAUGGCCAGCAGUUACCAAAAUGUGUUACUCAUACAAACCUGGUCCUUUUACCAAAAAAGAAAGAGAUCACCACAUUCUCUGACCUGAGGCCAAUCAGCUUAAGUAACUUCAUUAACAAGAUUUUCUCAAGAGUUAUUCAUGAAAGAUUGGUAGAAUUAUUGCCUGGUAUAAUUUCAGAAGAACAAGCAGGAUUUGUGAAGAGGAGGAGUAUAGUGGAGAAUGUAUUGUUAACACAGGAGAUUAUAACAGAUAUUAGGCUCAGAACUAAAGCUGGGCCAAAUGUGGUGAUUAAAUUAGAUAUGACAAAGGCAUAUGACAGGGUAUCAUGGCUGUUUCUAACUAAAAUGCUAAGGAAAUUAGGCUUUUGUGAAAGAUUCAUUGGGAUGAUCUUUGAUUUGGUAGGCAACAACUGGUAUUCUGUAUUGGUCAAUGGUCAAGCUCAUGGCUUCUUUAAAUCUUCAAGAGGGGUUAAACAAGGAGAUCCCUUAUCUCCAACCUUGUUUAUCCUAGCUGCUGAAGCACUUUCAAGGGGCCUAAACUCACUGCACCUAAACCUAUACUUCUGUGGCUUUGGACUGCCCAAGUGGAGUCCAAAAAUUAAUCAUCUAGCAUAUGCAGAUGAUACCAUCAUCUUCUGCUCAUCAGAUGCUACCUCCUUGAGGUUAGUAAUGGAAAUUCUUCACCUAUAUGAAGCUGCUUCAGGACAGUUGAUUAACAAAACUAAAUCAGCUGUAUAUAUGCAUCACUUAACUGACUCAGAGGUUGUUAGAAAGGUUGAAAAGGUAACAGGCAUAGAGAGGCAGGAGUUUCCCUUCACAUAUUUGGGGUGUCCUAUAUUAUGCAAGGAGAAAAUUGGAAUAUUACCAACCUAUGAUAUCAAAGAUUAUGGACAAACUACAAGCAUGGAAAGGAAAGAUAUUAUCUAUUGGUUACACAAGAUUUUUGCACAAUUUUUCUGGAGUAGUGCUGUGGGAGGUCAAAGUAGGCAUUGGGCAUCAUGGUCUACAUUAUGUAUGCCAUGUGAAGAGGGAGGAAUAGGAUUCAGGUCACUACAUGAUGUGUCUAAAGCUCUCUUUUGCAAAUUGUGGUGGAAUUUUAGGACUAAGCCAAGUCUAUGGAGUUCAUUUAUGUGUCAGAAGUACUGCAAGAAACUUAAUGCAGUAAUUGUGCCAUGGAGGGAAGGAUCUCAAGUAUGGAGAAAAAUGCUUGAAUGCAGAGACUUAAUAGAACAUCAGAUCAUUUGGAAGGUGAGAAUGGGAUCCUUUAUGUUUUGGUAUGAUAAUUGGACUGGGUUGGGAGCUCUUUAUUUUCUAGUACCACAGAACUUUGGUAUUGAUGAAGAUAUAAUCAAUGUGAGUGAUUUAGUGAUCAAUGGAGCAUGGGAUACUAAUAGGCUACUGCAGAUUCUUCCAGAAGAUUUAGCUAUGCAUAUUAUAGAGAAGAUUCCUCUUCCCUCCCAGCAGAAUGUCCUUGAUACUCCAUUUUGGAUGCUUGAAUCUAAAGGCAAUUUCUCUGUGAAGACAGCAUGGGAAUAUUUGAGAAGAAGAGAAGAUCCUAGGGUAGCCUAUAAGAUGAUUUGGGUGAAAGGGCUGCCUUUUAAAAUUUCUUUCUUUAUGUGGAAAGUUUGGAAGACUAAAUUACCCCUGGAUGAUUUUAUGAGAAGGCUUGGGUACUUUAUGCCAUCUAAAUGCUGGUGUUGUGUUGCACCUAAGGAGGAAUCUCCUGUACACUUAUUUUUUACAUCAAAGGCUGCUGAAACAGUAUGGAGAUAUUUCUUACCAAGAGCAGGAAUUGCAGUUCAAGAUCUGACAUUUCACCAGGCCAUUACAAAAUGCUGGACUGCACAAGUUGUUACUAGAUUGAAGACAAUACUGCAGGCUUUACCUGCUUGUAUUGUGUGGGAGUUGUGGAAAAGAAGGAACAGUUUGAAGUAUGGAGAAGCAGUGUCAGUGAGUAGGGUGAUCUAUCAGGUUUCUACCACAAUACAAAACCUGGUACAAUUAAGGAAACCAGGCUUAAAGAUCCCUCACAGGUGGUCUAACCUUUUGUACAUGAUGGAACAUUAUACCCCAACCUUGAAGUAUGAGAAGGUAUUAUGGGAGUUUCCUGAAGUUGGAUGUAUAAAGAUCAACACUGAUGGAGCAUGCAGAGGAAAUCCAGGGAGAAGUUCUAUAGGUUUUUGCAUAAGAAAUGAAGCAGGGGACUUAAUAUAUGCACAAGGGAAAGAGAUCAAAGAGGGAACAAACAAUGAAGCUGAAGCUACAGCAAUUGUGGAGGCUUUGAGAAAGUGCAGAAUAAUGAAUCUUAAUAGGGAGGGUAAUUCCUUGGCAGAUCAUCUAGCAAAUUAUGCCUUAGAUGUGGGAGACAUUGAGUGCUAUGAUUUCUGGGACUUAGAUGUUCAAGGUACAGCUAUGCUAUCUAUAUUCUAUAUAUUAAGGAAUCCUCAGGUUGUGGUAUUAGUACUAAGUACUCAGCCCACCGGGGAGGAAUUAAUUGUAGAGUAUAGUAUAGUAUCUAGGAUGGCCACAGAUUAUAUCUUAAAGAAUGAGCUAUACAAGGUCAUGAAAGCAUCAAGUGUGAGGCUGAUAAGGGUGCUACAUUUCAUUUCUAGCAUCCUAAUACAUGCUAAGAAUUGCAAAUUAUCACAUAAAAAAGGAGAAAAACACAGAAGAAGCAUACUAAUAUUAGAAGCAACAAAUAAGCAAGCUAAGAUCUGGUGGCUUUAUGCCACACAUGUUGCAGACAGCAAAAUUCCCAUUUGCAGGGAAUCUUUCAGCUGGAUGAUGCAACUGAGUAACAUAUGCAACGAAUACAAGGGGGAAUUAAAGGAAUUACAUACAGGGAGUCAGGCUUACAAUGAUAAAAAAGGAAAAAUCGUCAGGUGCAGUAAAGGGGCAAGAUUCAAAUGCAGCCCAAAUAGAGCAACACUGUGCAAUAUUCUGAAUCAAGGCAUCACCCAUGGAGCUCUGCAAUCCAUCUCCUUCAAGGCAGAGAUAGUAGGCAGGAGGGGCCAUCUUCAGGCAUAUAGAAAUUGCAACACUUCCAGGCAAGGGCUCUACUCAGGUAAAAUCACGAGGAUACAAGCAAGGGACUCUAUUCACAAACAAAUUGGAGAAGAUAACACAGGAAGAAGGACAAGGAUGAAAGGUGAAGAGUUAAUCUGGGGUUUCGUUACACUCUAUGUGAGCUAUAGAUAUAAACCAACGGAGAAAUGGAGUGUAAAUGAAAGAUACAGUGUAAUAAAGUGGAAUAUAAAUGGUGAAGUGCAAGGCAACACGUGUACAAAGAAUAGGAAGAAAUCAAAAUGGUUACAAGUGCAAUAUAGGACAGGGGAAUGUGGAAUUAAUUGUGGCUACAUAUGCAAUUCAAAUGUGACGUUGGGCUGGGCUGCGGAAGUUCGGAACUGGGCGACAAAAACUGGGCGAAAAAACUUGGGCUAA